CCGAGUCGAGCCGUCUGCUGAAAGGAUCAAACCCCAAACAAGGCUUCUACUUUUCACCUUAUCAUUUGCAAACAAGCGCCACUUUUUAAAGGAAUUCACCCUUAAGGCACCAGCUAAUCAUGGACAUCCAAACGUGGUAGGGUCUUUGUGACUUGAGGUGUGGCAGCAAGGCUGCUCCCUGAUUCCCCCCGGUGCUCCCCUGCCCCCCGCCCUCCUGGACAGCCCCGAAAUGACCACAGGGGAGUGUUGCCACCUCCCAGGCUCCCUGUGCGACUGCACUGGCAACGCUGCCCUGUCCAAAACCGUGGAGGAGGCUGACAACCGCCGGGCCCAGUACGUCACCCAGGUCACGGCUAAAGACGGACGUCUACUAUCUACUGUUAUCAAAGCCCUGGGCACCCAGAGCGAUCGGCCGAUUUGUCGGAUCUGCCACGAGGGUCAAGACGUGUGCAACAGCGAGGGGCUUCUCUCCCCAUGCGACUGCACCGGCACAUUGGGCACGGUCCACAAGAGCUGCCUGGAGAAGUGGCUGUCCUCCUCUAACACCAGCUACUGUGAGCUGUGCCACACUGAGUUUACCAUAGAGCGCCGGCCCCGGCCCCUCACAGAGGUAACAAAGUGGCUCAGGGACCCUGGCCCCCGGAAUGAGAAGCGCACCCUCUUCUGUGACAUGGUGUGCUUCCUGUUUAUAACGCCCCUGGCAGCCAUCUCAGGCUGGCUGUGUCUCCGGGGUGCACAGGACCACCUGCACUUCAACAGUCGCCUGGAGGCAGUCGGCCUCAUCGCUCUGACCAUCGCUCUCUUCACCAUCUACGUCCUCUGGACACUGGUCUCAUUCCGCUACCACUGUCAGUUGUACUCGGAGUGGAGACGAACCAAUCAGAAAGUCCGCUUGCUCAUUCCUGACACCAAGGGAGCACACUCUACCCAGCAUUCCUUGCUUUCCACAAAGCUGCUGAAAAAGACGGCAGAUGAGACCAUAGUAUGAGAGACGUGGUGUGGGGCCCGAUCGCGGUGGUAUUAGCGUGCUACAGGUUCUUGACACAGCGUCGUCAACUAGAGCUGCGCCAUUUUGGAUGCAUUCUUUUCUAUUUAAUCCUUUUUAUCUAAAUAUGUGAGCACUUCAUUUGUUGGAUUUUUUUCACAAGUCUCUUUUAUUGUUUUUUUCGAGCCUUUAUAAGUGUGUUGUUUUAUUUAUUUGGGGCUUGUACAGCCAGGCUGAGGCCCCAUACUGUUCAGUAUGCAUUGUAUUUGAAACAAUCGGAAAUCUAACGUAUGUGUAUAGACGAUUCCUUUGAGCACAGCGGCGAGGGAUUAUGACUCAAGUACGUAUGGCUGCUGAAGCUUAAAACCAAACCUUUCUUUCAUUUUCAAUGUAUCGUUUUUCUACUCAUCUACCUUCAAGUACUUUCCAUCUUAACCUGACGGAGUUCCGCCUAAGCGAACUUAGUCCUUGUGGCUCCUAAACGAUUUAGUCAAUAUAUAAAUGUAUACACACUUAGUGAAACAAGUAAGCUCUAAGCUUCGAUCGGCAUGGGUAUUACAGGGCCAUUUGCCCGGGAAAUGAAUGUGGAGGCUGAUGUAUAUCUGCAGAUGCUCAAACUCAUCCGAAGGUUGGCAAAAAAAAGAGAGUGCAAUAACACGCUGCCAUUGGCAUGAUUCUGCUGUGAACACACGCAGGUUUUCAUGCAUGCCUAGUUCAUUUCGUAAAUCUCAUCAAAUUGGUGACUGUUCGUGAGUUUCAAUUUUGUAUACAGAUCAAAGGCUGUUUUUCCGAACAACGUAAAACAGCAUGCGGUGGUUUUAAAGUCGUAGCACUUUCUGACAACGUAGCCUAGAUGUGAGCUGAACAAAUGUAGAUAUGUGUACGCUUUUGGGAUGCUAAUAUGUCGCAACUUUAUAUGUUAUUGUUGAGUUGUGAUAAGUGCAGAUGCAACCACCUCUACGGUUCAUUGUUCAGUCAUUUUCAGAAUCCGUUUUUCCUUCGUUUUUUUAGGCGAGUGUUUAAAGUUGAAUGUGUAUGUGUGUUUACGGUAUGCAUUUUAUAAGCUCUGGCUCUUUGUGUUGUUUAGUUAGCAUCAAAAGCCUGAAGUUGAGGAUGGCAUACUUGGGGUUUUGUAGCAGUUUACUUUGUGAAAGAUGCAGGUCAAGCCACAGAGGAAGAAGUAAUUGUAAAGAUAAACGUCAUUGCCAGACCAGUAACGAAACCGUUCAUGAAUGACACUACAGUAUUUAAGCAAAGGUGUCUUUUACCUGUGAGUCCUAUAUUGGUGAAAGAAAAUUCUGCAGAACACCAACCAACACAAGGGGUAGGCAGUAUCGUAAUAAUUGCACAUUUGCCACUCUUAAUGUGGACCCUUUUGCGCCUUAUGCACUCGCUGUGGAAGAUCUAGGUCUAGGAAAGAUUUGCGCAAAAGUUUGCCGGUAAAGUUCACUGAGGGCAUUGUUCACCUGAUGAUGAAAAUGUUGUUAUUUAUUCACCCUAAUGUCACUUCAAAUUUUAAUGCUGUUAUUUUAAUCAUAGAACAAUUUUGGUGAAUCAUUUCUGUAACGUGUACAAUGAUAAUUUGUAGUGACCUUAUCUGUCAAGCUUCAAGAUUUCAAUGAAAGUGGUUCAUAUGAAAUGUGCCCUUUUACAAAUUCAUACAAUAGUUUUGUGCAAGAACCAGAAAGAAAUACAAGGGAUAAUCUUCUCCAAAGCUCACUUAUGUUCAGAUUCUGUAAUGAUUGAUGGCCACGCAUUGUUUAUUCUUGAAAGACUAAGUGAAUCUCCACUUAAAAUUUGACUUCGUAUGAGUUCAGUUGGAAUAUAGGGCGCAAGCCGUAUAGACCACAUGGACUAUUUUUUAAUUUUCUAGAAAAGAUCUUUGUGAAAAUUCUUCAGAUCUUAAUGGAAGCUUGGUUCCAGAAUGGGAUUCCAACAUUUUACAAAAAAAAUCCAUUUAUAUCUCACAAUUCAGUUUUUUUUUUUACAAUACCAGCAGUACUUAAUAAACAGUAUUACUUUUUUCAGUUCAGUUUACAGUUCAGUUCAAUGCAGUUCAAUUAUCUGGCAUUGUUAAAAAAUGUUAUAUACCUUGUACAUUUUGUUUACCAUACAUCACUUUCUAACCACUUUGGCAAUUCGGAGGAAUUCGGAAUCGUGAGAUAUAAUUAGCAAAUCUGAGAAGAAAGUGUGAACCCAAUUACGUGGAAAAAAGAAGCUAAAAUUGUGAGAAAGUUGCAGUCUUUUUUUUUUAUUUUAUAUUCUGUAGCAGAAAAUAAAACAUAAUUGCAAGACUCUGAAUUCAGAAUUCUGAGGGGAAUCAUUUAAAUUACGAGAUGUAAAUCUAACAAGAGUCAGAAUUAUGAGAUAUUAUCAUUGUUAGAAAUAAGUCAGAAUUGUGUGAUUUUGUUUUAAUCGCAUAAUGGGUAAAAAAAAAAAAAGAGAGAAAAAAGUCAAAAUGACGGUGAAUAAUUAAUGAAGUAAUUUUAUUUUUGGCUGAUUGUUCUUUUAAGGCUAAUAAUAUAAAUAGGUCCAUGAAUUAUUUUAUUGUAAAUUCAAAUGUGUCUCAAUUGUAAAUGUGUAGAUAAAUUGAUGUCUCUGUUGUUCAGAAGUGUUGUGUGCUGUAGGUCCAGGGUUCUGUAUGUGUGUGUGUGGAGCAGACAGGCCCACGAAUGUCUGGAUUAUUUGCUGAAGGACGCAGCUGAUCAGCCUGCGCUUAAAAUGCUUGUAGUUCACGCGCCACAAACGAGCGAGUUUGAAACCAAAAGGUGCUUCUGUAUAUUUGGACAUUCAAACAUGCAAAAGGUUUUACCCUCAAAUUCAUUGCACCACCCAUCUCCCAUCUGCUAAUUUCACAUUGGAGAAUGGGAGAGAAAAAAAAAAAAAGGUUUUCCUCUCUAAAUGGAUUCUUUAUUUUAAGGGGAGAAAAUUUGUGCAAUACACUAAAUAUGAUGGCAUUAUAUAACAAUAAUUAUUUUGAUAUUUUUGUAGAGUUUUAGGAAUAAUCCAUCAUCAUCAUCAUAAUCAUCAUCUUUCCCACUGCUCAGUGUUUUUCCGGAAAGAAGUUGCUGAUUUGAACCAUUAUUUCAAACCACUAGUGGUGUUGGAUCACCAACAACAGGCAACUUUACCAGCUUAAUGCUAACUUGAGGAAUGCUGUCUCGUUGUUGUGCUUCCACCUGCUUUCUUCACUUUUUGGGCCAUUCCUUGGUUAUUUUGCAACGUAGGUGUAAUACAUUGAGUGCAAUUUCAAAAAUACUACAAUGCAAUUCUUACCUAUAACCUUAACAAUACAUGUAUGAUAUAUACAUAGAUGUAGAUGUUGUUGCAUAUGAAGGACUUUAUGAGUGGGACAAUGUUGAACUCAUGAUUCUGUUUAUUAUUAUUUUUUUUUACUUGCAGUGGAUGCCAGUGAGCUGGCCACAAUAUGCAACACUGCAAAAGCAGUUCAGCAGCUCAAUGAUGAUGUUAAUAAACACCUCCGAAACCUC
This is a messenger RNA of Carassius auratus (goldfish), 4476 nucleotides long. RefSeq names its product E3 ubiquitin-protein ligase MARCH2. Gene Ontology annotation, molecular function: zinc ion binding; ubiquitin-protein transferase activity. Gene Ontology annotation, biological process: protein ubiquitination. The record is from RefSeq and is a predicted model, not a curated record. Bases 230 to 988 code for a protein of 252 amino acids. NCBI's taxonomy places the organism in Eukaryota, Metazoa, Chordata, Actinopteri, Cypriniformes, Cyprinidae. The transcript is spliced from 5 exons.